AGCCAAGAACAUGCCACUGCACUCCAGCCUGGGACUGUCUUAAAAAAAAGAGAGAGACUCUGUCUUAAAAAAAUUAGUUUCUAAAUAAAGAGUUGCAUGUUUAAUAUUUCACUUUUGUUUGAAGUGGUCAUUUCCAAAGAAAGCUCAGAGUUGAAGUACGCCCGUUAACAAAUACUCAGAAUUCAUUGUGGAAUUUUUGUUUUUGUUCUUGUCUUUAUCUUGCCUAAAUAAUUGUUCUCUUCCCCAUUCCCUUUAUAAUUUUGCCAGUGGCACAUUUAUUAUGUUUAUUUAAACUUGAAAAAACCCUCAAGAAUUGUAGGGUAAUACCUAGAUGUGUCGUGCACUCUGAAAAGCUGAUAUAUUUUCAAUAUAAGGGACAGUGCAGGAUGCUGAAAUCAUUAUGUGUAAACUGUAAAAAUGUCUGCCUUCUGUAAUUAUGAUUUUCAAAUCUACCCUGAACUUCUCAGAAGGAUUUGUUUAUAAUACACCACACAGUAAUAAUUUUAUCAUUUCCAACAGAUAAAUGGCAGUGUAAUAGAUGAUAUCUUACACAUUCCUUUGUAAUUGUGGGCACUUCACAUGGAGAGUCAAGGGGAAGGGCUCGUACGGAUAAUUUUGAAUCCCUCUGUUCUCCCCCACUCCACAGAGUGGUUCUUUCCCCAUAGAGUAUGAGGCUCUUGUUUCAUAGUAAACCUUAAAACUCUCAGACUGAAAGUAAUUAGAACUGGAGAUUAGUAACCACUGUUUUCUAAACAUUUCCCUUUUAUUUUUAUUUUCAAUGUAAAGUAGGAUUUUUCGAUAAAAGAAGUGACCCUAGGGAAACUUUGAAGUUAGCAGUGUAGAAAGCACCACCAUGCCUACCAUGCCUGCGGAAGGAGGGAAAACGGACAUGGAAAGGAUUGGCCUCUUUAGUGAGAUGGAGUAUAUUACUGUGGGUGAUAAAUAUGUGUCACAAUUUAAUCGACCUUUUAAUGAGGCUGCAAGCAAAAGUAAACAGAUGCUACCUGGGGGAUCCAAAGCAAUGUCAGACCUUCAGGCAGGUUAUUUCGAUCCCCGUUUUGUAAGGAUUUUUGAAGGAGAAGGCUACGUGAAUCUGAAUCAAGUGAGGAGACGGGAUAUGAUGGAAGCAGCCAGAAAAAAUCUAGGCAAAGCCUUCUUCCCUAGUAGUGGAGAGAAAAAGCCAUGUGGCUUAGGAAGCUACUAUGGAACAAUAGGUGGUCCAGUCCCAUUUUUCAGCGCACAGUCAAAACCUCGAGAAAAAUAUAAGGCACCUGGAAAGAAUUUAUACACAAAUCCGGGAAAGAAAGGAACUGGAUAUGGCUAUGCAAAUAUUACCAUAGGUAAACAGUUUUCACACUCUGCUGACUUCUAUGAUGCAGCAAAACUAAAUUAUAAGAAAGCGAAUGAAGAACACCAUCGUUUACUUAAAGGAGCACCGUUUAAGUUAAAUCUUCACCCAAGGGACUAUUUUGAUGCUAAUCCUUAUUUUUCUGAGGAACCUUUACCACCAAUUAAAAAAGAAGAGAAGAAAGAAUCAAUUUCAAACACUUUUAAACCUUCUUCUCCUGGUAAAAAGCCUGGUGGAAUGAAGGCAGGAACAUUUGAUCCUUACCCAUCACAUUCUGCUGACCCUUAUAUGGCUAAAUUGGCAACUAUUUCUGGCAAAAACGAUAAGAUUUUCCACCCACCAGGUGGACCAAAAAGCAGACCAGUUGAAAGUAUAAUGACUUUGAAUGUCAGAAGGGCACUAAAUUCAAAGAACUACAAGACUGCUUCAGUACCAUCCUAUUAGCAACUGGAAGACAAGUAGCUUUCUAGAUCUUAACUACGAGUAAUUCAUUAUCAAGAGCUAAUUAUUUGAAAAAAAUAUAAGAUGUUUUGGAGCAGAUAGCUCAAGCAGUUAAAAGAAAUUUAAGCCUACAACUCUAAUUCUCUUCCUUGUUUUCAUACUACUACUUAAUUAAUAAAUAGUAUUUGCUAAUAACA
Chlorocebus sabaeus (green monkey) is the source of this 1986-nucleotide messenger RNA. RefSeq names its product cilia and flagella associated protein 96 (gene CFAP96). Gene Ontology annotation, cellular component: centrosome; cytoplasmic microtubule. NCBI's taxonomy places the organism in Eukaryota, Metazoa, Chordata, Mammalia, Primates, Cercopithecidae. The record is from RefSeq and is a predicted model, not a curated record.